Messenger RNA from Fusarium coffeatum, 1431 nucleotides. RefSeq lists its product as uncharacterized. Gene Ontology annotation, biological process: post-translational protein targeting to membrane, translocation; SRP-dependent cotranslational protein targeting to membrane, translocation. Lineage: Eukaryota; Fungi; Ascomycota; Sordariomycetes; Hypocreales; Nectriaceae. Gene Ontology annotation, cellular component: Sec61 translocon complex; membrane. The record is from RefSeq and is a predicted model, not a curated record. Gene Ontology annotation, molecular function: transmembrane protein transporter activity; signal sequence receptor activity; ribosome binding. The transcript has 3 exons. The coding region runs from base 1 to 1431 and encodes 476 amino acids.
AUGAGUUCCCUCCGAUUCCUUGACUUGGUCAAGCCGUUCGUGCCGUUCCUCCCUGAGGUUCAGCAGCCGGAGACCAAGAUUCCCUUCAACCAGAAGCUGAUGUGGACGGCCCUGACCCUCCUCAUCUUCCUGGUCAUGAGCCAGAUGCCUCUCUACGGUAUCGUCUCCUCCGACAACUCGGAUCCUCUAUACUGGCUGCGAAUGGUUAUCGCGAGUAACCGUGGUACUCUGAUGGAAUUGGGUAUUACCCCCAUCAUCUCCUCUGGCAUGGUUUUCCAGCUCCUUGCUGGCACCCACAUGAUCGACGUCAACCUUGACCUCAAGUCCGACCGCGAGCUUUACCAGACCGCCCAGAAGCUUCUUGCUUUCAUCCUCUCCGCCGGUACUGCCACUGUCUACGUCUUCUCCGGUCUCUACGGACCUCCCUCCGACCUUGGUGCCGGUAUUGUCUUCCUCCUGAUCCUCCAGCUGGUUGUUGCUGGUAUGAUUGUUAUCCUCCUUGAUGAGCUCCUCCAGAAGGGCUAUGGUCUUGGCAGCGGUAUCUCUCUGUUCAUUGCCACCAACAUCUGCGAGUCCAUCAUGUGGAAGGCUUUCUCCCCCACCACCAUCAACACUGGCCGUGGUCCCGAGUUUGAGGGUGCUGUUAUCGCCCUCUUCCACCUUCUCUUCACCUGGCCCAACAAGCAGCGAGCUCUCCAGGAGGCUUUCUACAGACAGAACCUCCCCAACAUCAUGAACCUUUUGGCCACCAUUGGUGUUUUCGCCGCUGUUAUCUACCUCCAGGGUUUCCGCGUCGAGAUCCCCGUCAAGUCUUCUCGCCAGCGUGGUGCUCGUGGUUCUUACCCCGUCCGCCUGUUCUACACCUCCAACAUGCCCAUCAUGCUGCAGUCCGCUCUCUCUUCCAACGUCUUCCUUAUCAGCCAGAUGCUCUACUCUCGCUUCUCUGAGAACCUCCUUGUCCGUCUUUUCGGUGUCUGGGAGGCUAAGGAUGGCUCUUCUCAGCUCCACGCUGCUUCCGGUCUCGUCUACUACAUGUCUCCUCCCCAGAGCAUGAAGGACGCCCUUCUCGACCCCAUCCACAUGAGCGCCUACAUCAUCUACAUGCUUGGUGCCUGCGCUCUCUUCUCUAAGACCUGGAUUGAGGUUUCCGGUUCCAGCCCCCGCGAUGUUGCCAAGCAGCUCAAGGACCAGGGUCUCGUCAUGGCCGGUCACCGUGACCAGUCCAUGUACAAGGAGCUCAAACGCAUCAUUCCUACCGCCGCUGCCUUCGGUGGUGCUUGCAUUGGUGCCCUCUCUGUCACCAGCGACCUUCUUGGUGCUCUUGGCUCCGGUACCGGUACUCUCCUUGCUGUUACAAUCAUCUACGGCUAUUUCGAAAUCGCCGCCAAGGAGGGUGACAUGUCCGGUAUGAAGGGCAUGAUCAUGGGCUAA